This is a messenger RNA of Cryptomeria japonica (Japanese cedar), 607 nucleotides long. Its product is annotated as metallothionein type 2b. The transcript has 3 exons. Gene Ontology annotation, molecular function: metal ion binding. Lineage: Eukaryota; Viridiplantae; Streptophyta; Pinopsida; Cupressales; Cupressaceae. Bases 93 to 326 code for a protein of 77 amino acids. The record is from RefSeq and is a predicted model, not a curated record.
GACAUUGUAUAUCAUCUAGAGCUUUUUUGAGUCUUGUGAUUUUGGGUAUUGCAGAUUUCUGUCUGGUUUUUCUGUCUGUUAUUGUAGUGAAAAUGUCUUGCUGUGGUGGAAAUUGUGGGUGUGGUGCCAACUGCAGCUGUGGCAAUGGCUGUGGGGGGUGCAAGGCCUUCCCAGAGAAGGUUGUAGAAGCCCCUGUGUUUGCUGCCACUGCUUCUGACAUGGAGUGUUAUGAAGAAAUGAGUGUGGCAGGGGAGAAUGGAUGUAAGUGUGCAGGUGGGUGUAAGUGUGGAGAUAGCUGCACCUGCAACCCUUGCAACUGCAAAUGAUGAAUAAAACUAUAUGUGGUCAUCACCCUAAAGUCUGUGUGACAACUUUAUCAUGUAAUAGUUGAAAAUUUGUGUGUGAUAAAUAAACUAUGCUGUUGUACUGAUAUAUAUGUGUGGAAGGGUUGUUUAAGACAGAUAUAAGUUCCAUGUCAUAAAUGAUGACCUGCUUGUAUGGGAGUUGUGUAGACAAGCAAAUCUGUAUGUGGGUUUUAGAUUAAUGGAAUUAAUGCUGAUCUGUCGUAAAGUUUCUUAAUAAUUAGCAUCAUGGAUUCUGCCUUUUA